AUGGCAGAAGCGUCGUCUCAGACGCCGGCCACGGUGUCGACUCCCUCAUCGUCGGCCACAGGCACCGUGACAGGGCCUGGCAUGGGCCCACAGGACUCUGCAUCGCACUCGCAAUCCGUCAACGGCAGCCAGAAUGACCUCGACAACAGUUUGGACUCGUCGACUAAGGCUCCCAAGGACCGCAACUGCCCAUUCUGCAACCAGGCCUUCACCUCUUCAUCCCUCGGCCGCCAUCUGGAUCUCUACAUCAAGCCCAAGAACCCCAAGCCGGCAGAUGGCAUCCACGACGUCGAAAAAAUCAAGGUCAUGCGAGGCGGCAUCACGAGACGCCAACCGCGAAACAGCCUGAGGGCCAGCGCCAACAACAACAGCAGGCUCCAGCACGACGACGAUGGAGCCAGCGACCGCGGCACCCCGACGGGCCAGUGGGGUCGCCGUAUGACCAUUUCAUCUCAAGACACAGCUGGCGGCGCCUCGAGCGCCAUGGGCGUCAGCCCCGUCAACCUGCGCGACCCCCGUUUCGGCCUCAACACUGCUUCCUGGCAAGGCACCGGCGUCAUCAACAACCUGCCUCCACGCAUCUCGGAUCUUUCUUCGUCCAACCGUCCCAACGUCGCCCACCUGCAGCGCUCCUCGCACGCCAAAGACCAAGAUUCUCAAGAUGAUGCAAAAGCCGCCGAAUUGGCCCUGCGUGAACUUCUCGACAGUCUCGAGGCUGCCAGACGCAGAGUGUCGCACCAAGAUGUCUUCAACUUCGACUUCUGCUCCAUGAACUUCCCAUCCUUGUGCCUCCAUGCCCUUCCCGCUCCACAGACCCUCUUCUCCAUGACUCCGUUUGCGAGCAGCGAAUCGUGGUCCCUCGACGUUCCCUCCGAUGCCCAGCUUGACGCCCUCCAACGCCAGAUCACACAACGUGUUCAACAGAUGCCUACAUCCGUUCCCGAGAAAGACGUCCGCAGGCUACAGAUGCAUCUACAGGCCGCCUGGAACAAUUGGUCUCCACUCUCGGACAAGGACAAGAGCUCUACUUGGGAGAUUGAGAUCUUGCGUGCAUUCGCUCGUGCUAAUCAGCAAUCAAAAGAGAAGGACGAAGAAUUGGCCAAAGCACAACAAGAGAUCGCCCAGCUCAAGGAACAGUUUGCCCGCAUGAGCAACCUACAAUUGCCCCGCGAGUUCAUGCUGCAGCCUCCCGUCUCGCUGCCCCUCGACCCUGCCAUCGUUUCCGACAUGUUGACCAAGGACCAAUCUCGUGACUGGGACUACGACCGCAUGAUUGGCAGAUGGAGAGGUGCUGUCAAGGCCGGUAAAGCUGGCGGCGCUGGCGUCAGUCUCCAGCCCUCGCCGAAUGAGCAGGCUGCCAUCUCGACUCCAUCUGCCAACGCAACCGCCGCCUCCUCCAGGAACCUGCAACCCACGCCCGCUCAGCUACCUACGACUUCUCCCUACGAUAUAAGAGCGAACCAGAACUCUCUCCAGAACGGUCAUACCACUUCUCGUCAAUUGAGCACUCACCACAUUGACGACGACGAAGAUGCUGACGCUGAUGCCGACGCCGAUGCUGAUGCUGACGCUGACGCCGAUGCUGAUGCCGACGGCGAAGAUGCACCAAUGGGCAAUGCGCCGCACUGGGGCUCCCACCCUCAGCACAGCUUCACCGACACCCACAUGGGCGGCAUGACCAAUGCCAAUGGCAAGCGCCCCCCUCCCCCCUUCGACCGUUCCAACUCGAAGAACAUGAAAAUGUACCAUGAUAGUCCUCUUCCUUCUGAAACCGAUGUCUUUGGCACACGUGCCGUCGGUCAGGUUUAA
Aureobasidium subglaciale EXF-2481 is the source of this 1809-nucleotide messenger RNA. RefSeq lists its product as uncharacterized. Bases 1 to 1809 code for a protein of 602 amino acids. The record is from RefSeq and is a predicted model, not a curated record. Lineage: Eukaryota; Fungi; Ascomycota; Dothideomycetes; Dothideales; Saccotheciaceae. The transcript has 3 exons.